Dalotia coriaria is the source of this 943-nucleotide messenger RNA. RefSeq names its product THUMP domain-containing protein 1. Lineage: Eukaryota; Metazoa; Arthropoda; Insecta; Coleoptera; Staphylinidae. Gene Ontology annotation, molecular function: RNA binding. Bases 80 to 922 code for a protein of 280 amino acids. Gene Ontology annotation, biological process: tRNA modification. The record is from RefSeq and is a predicted model, not a curated record. The transcript has a single exon.
AUGUUAUUUCCAAACAUCGUGCUUAUUUUCUUGGUUAGAAAUAAACAAGUUGUCUUCACGUUUAUUUUUUGUUAACAAAAUGAGUGAUUAUCGUGAUAAUAAGAAAAGAAAGCAGUACUAUGGUCUGAAAUAUACAAAACGAGCUCGAACAGCAGUAGAAGCAGGCUUGAAAGGAUUCCUCUGCAGUUGCAAUGGCCACGAAAAAGAAUGCGUCAAAGAAUCUUACAAUAUCCUCAAUAAAUUCGCUGAUAUUCUCUACAAGCCACAAAAUGUCCCAUCCACCAACGAAAAAGACAUUGAAGAUGACCUCUCUUCGGAAAUCGCCAGUUUAAAGAAGGAAUUUCGCUUCAAUUUGAUGGAAUCAGGAGCAAAAAAUCUACUUUUCAUCAAAACUUCUGUUGAAGACCCUGUAGCUUUAGCAACAACGAUUGUUAAAGAUGUUCAGGAGCAAAAUAAUCCUCAGACUAGAUUUCUAGUCAGGCUGGUUCCAAUUCAACAGACUUGUAAAGCAUUCAUGGAGGAUAUCACUGCUGCCAGUAAAUUAUUACUGGAUACACAUUUACCAUCCAAUAAGACGUUUUCUAUUGUUUAUAAUCAUAGAAAUAAUAACAAUUUAAACAAGGAGAAGGUUAUUCAAGAGGUGGCUGCAGUUGCAGACAGUUUUAAAAGGGAUAACAAGGUGAAUCUGAAACAACCUGAUGUUUGUAUUAUCAUUGAGGUGAUUAAGAAUAUUGUUUUCUUGAGUGUUGUGCCUGAUUAUGUUAAGUAUAAAAAGUUUAAUUUGUUGACUGGCACAGUACAAAAUCAGGAAAAGAGUGAAAAUAAUUCAGUUUCAACAGAAAACAAAGGUGAUGAUGUUAAAACUGAAAAUGUUGAUACACAUGAAGUAAAAACAGAUGAAGUUGAUGUUAAAACAGAAUAAAAACAUACUUUUCAUGAUUUA